Molecule: messenger RNA, 1952 nt
Organism: Impatiens glandulifera
Lineage: Eukaryota; Viridiplantae; Streptophyta; Magnoliopsida; Ericales; Balsaminaceae
Product: clathrin coat assembly protein AP180-like
Exons: 1
Coding region: 222-1952 (576 amino acids)
Biological process (GO): clathrin-dependent endocytosis; vesicle budding from membrane; clathrin coat assembly
Cellular component (GO): clathrin-coated pit; clathrin-coated vesicle
Molecular function (GO): SNARE binding; phosphatidylinositol-4,5-bisphosphate binding; 1-phosphatidylinositol binding
Source: RefSeq, a predicted model, not a curated record
ACUUGUCAAUGAUUCUGUCCUUGAACUUGGUCAAAAGAGUAGUUGUAGCCACGUAACUGUCGACAUAAAAGCUUGCCCAGCCAAAAAAACUGGACGUGAGAGCCUCAAGGCGAAAAAACAGACACAAAAACAUCCCAAAACAGAACAAUUAUUAGACUUAGUUCUUCACUCUAUGCAUGUAAGAAACAAACAAAACUAAAUUAAGAUUCAUACCCAAUACAAUGCCCAGUAAACUCAAGAAAGCCAUAGGAGCUGUUAAAGAUCAAACCAGCAUUGGUUUAGCCAAAGUUUCAUCAUACACAGCCACAUCAAGUGUUGAAGUAGCCGUUCUAAAAGCCACCACCCAUGAUGAUUCAAUCCCUGUUGAUUAUCGCUACAUCAACCAAAUCCUCACCCUUGUUUCCUCAAACAAGAUGAACGCAUCAGUCUGCGCCCGCGCAAUUGGGAAACGAAUCACGCGAACACGCAGCUGGGCAGUUGCAGUUAAGUCUCUAAUCCUAGUCCUUCGAAUUUUCCAAGAUGGAGAUCCUUAUUUCCCACGAGAAAUCCUACAUGCCAUGAAACGUGGUUCCAAGAUUCUAAAUCUAUCUUCAUUUAAAGAUGAUUCCAGCUCGUCUAGCCCGUGGGAUUACUCGGGCUUUGUUCAGACGUUUGCUGAGUACUUGGGCGAACGUCUAGACUGCUUUCUAACGGGUAAGCUCCAACGUAGAAGAACCACAAACCCGAGGAAGAUUAACAACAACGAAACUAUUCGCGAUAUGAAGCCUGGAAUGCUUCUAGACAAGAUCUCAUGCUGGCAGAAUUUGCUCGAAAGAGCAAUUUCCACCAGGCCAACUGGAGCAGCGAAAAUGAACCUUUUGGUGAAAACUUCUCUAUACGCGAUUGUUCAAGAGAGUUUCGAUCUAUACAAGGAUAUAUCCGACGGGCUAGCACUCCUACUCGAUAGCUUCUUCCAUCUACAAUACAAUACGUGCAUAAUCGCGUUCGAAGCUUGCGUAAAAGCCACCAAGCAGUUCGAAAAACUCUCUGUUUUUUACGAUUUCUGUAAGAUCAUUGGCGUGGGUAGAACUUCAGAGUACCCGAGUGUUCAAACGAUAUCAGAUGAAUUGUUGAAGACAUUAAAAGAGUUUUUGAAGGAUGAAUCUUCUUUUCCACUAAUGAUCAAGCCGAGAUUUCCCCCACAAACUGUUGUUAACACUUCCAAAUUGGGCUCUUCAUCAUCUCCCGAUACGUCACUUGAAGAUCUACUUAGCGCGACUGAGCUUUCGUAUGGGAAAGAUCAACCAUCAAUUUCGAUUGAUCUCGAGACGUAUUUAAUCACCAAUCAUGAUCAGAUUGAGAAGAAAUCGAUACAGAGUAACACCAACAGUGAGAAUGACGACACGCUAUCAACAAGAUCGCUACCAAUCUCAAACACAGCUGUGGAUCUAUUAGAUGACUGGACGAACGAUAAAGAACAACAGACGAUCGAACCUGUUUCAGGGAUCGGUUGGGAAAUGGUGUUACUUGAAGAAACUAAACCAAAAGAAGGAUUACAACUACCAAGUUUCUUGUCAAAAGGUCCACAAUAUUCAGAAGUUAAUUGGGAGCUUGUGCUUACAGAAACCUGUCAAACAGUAAUGAAUCCAUCAUCAAACCAACAGAAUUCAACCAAGUAUUAUAAUCCAUUUCUCCAAGAAACGCAAGAAAUCGAUGAGAAAUCAAUGUACCAAUCCCAAUCCCAAUCCCAUGCAAGUUUACCAUUCAAUGAAGAUAUAUUUUCUUCCCCAACGUUCAAAGCAGCUUCUCCUGUUUUCUGGACUGGUGAUCCAUUUGCGUCGCAGUAUAAUCCAGUUGGUGGUGAUCAAAGUUUUGGUAGAUCAGUAAUGAAUUCAGAGAACCUGCAACAACAACAACAACAACAAAUGUGGUUGCAACAGCAGAGCAAGAUUAUGGCGAAACACAGCCCUUGA